AUGGCUAGCAGCAUCCCCUUGUGGGGUUCAGUGCAGCAGGUAGGCAGGCAGACCAGCGCGGAGGACGGACUGAGGAGGUCUCUUGGUGAGCAGGCAGGCACGCCACGGGGAAGGGCGUUUGGCGAUGGAGGUGUGGUGAUGCAAGUGGGCAGGGGCAAGGGUGCGGACCAGGCUCGAAGCACAUGUGUAACAACUCCUGGUUUCGGGACAUCGAAUGAUGCCGGGCGGGGCCCCGGCGGCCGGGAAAAGGUGGGGCCCGUCCCUGGUACGUACCUGCGCAAGUUCAGACGUUUCUGGCAAACUCUACGCAGAGCUAAGUCCACACUACCGGCAGUCCAACACGAAUGGUUUCGCCAUCAAGACACGCCUCUAGGCACCAUUGGCCUGUCUGUGGCCCUCGCCCGGGGGCACGGUGGGUGGUCGGAGCCAUUCAUUCGCUGCUUCGGCUGAAGAAGGAAAAGUGUCCAGGUACACUCCUGCCUCUGGUGCGACGAAACAACAUCGUCAAAGAGGCAGGCCAUGGAUGCCGCUCUAGAAAAAAGUAACUCGCUCUACAUUCACCAUGUCCUGGGUCCAUUGGUCCAC
Molecule: messenger RNA, 585 nt
Organism: Microdochium trichocladiopsis
Lineage: Eukaryota; Fungi; Ascomycota; Sordariomycetes; Xylariales; Microdochiaceae
Exons: 2
Coding region: 1-450 (149 amino acids)
Source: RefSeq, a predicted model, not a curated record